Filobasidium floriforme is the source of this 1809-nucleotide messenger RNA. RefSeq lists its product as uncharacterized. Gene Ontology annotation, biological process: regulation of transcription by RNA polymerase II. The coding region runs from base 1 to 1809 and encodes 602 amino acids. Gene Ontology annotation, cellular component: nucleus. NCBI's taxonomy places the organism in Eukaryota, Fungi, Basidiomycota, Tremellomycetes, Filobasidiales, Filobasidiaceae. Gene Ontology annotation, molecular function: sequence-specific double-stranded DNA binding; DNA-binding transcription factor activity, RNA polymerase II-specific. The record is from RefSeq and is a predicted model, not a curated record. The transcript is spliced from 3 exons.
AUGGGCGAUCAUCCUCCGUUCCGGUCCACUUACCCUCGGUCCGAACUCGGACCACCAUCUUCGGCAUCAACAUCCCCACCACCAGCUCGAGCGUCGACCUUGACAUCGAGCCUGGCUUCGUAUUCGUUUCCCGGGAGGUUGGUCUUACCCGAACCACCCAGUUCUCAUCAGGGGAGACGUUCAGAGUUCCCGGCUCCGAUAGGGGAGAGUGAGAGGAGUUUGCACUUGGAAUUACCAGUACCUGCAUCGGGGUCGGGGGGACGUUCUGUUACCCCCACGCAAGCGUCUGCUUCGACAUCCAUGCAACCUAUGUCGUCGCCUAGGGUCGUAUCAGGCAGUCAGAGCUUGAGCUCGUUGUUGAACCACAAUCACAAUUGCGAUCAUGAUGAUCGAGUUCCUUCACCAAGGCCCCGGGCACAUGCACCGGUACAUGCGAUGGAGAGGUACCAAACGACCGUCAAUCAGAUGACGGGUCUGCCUUCGCCGGAGAAUUCUCCGCCUUUACAUCCUCAUCAUCCUCGCCAUCCGCAUCAUCCUUCUCCUCCCCCUCGUCAUCAUAUACAUCAGCAGCAGCAACAUCCGUCGACACACCGAACGGAGAGGAUGGACUUCAAGCCGUUCUCGAAUUCAGAUUGGGCGGCAGAAGAACGCCCGGUCGACUCUACCAGACGGAGGGGAAAGAUGAGCCCGGGCAAAGACUACCACUCGGCUUCAAUGUCGACGUCGAUGCCGAUGUCAAGGUCGGCGUCGAACUCGAGGCCUCAAUCAAGUACGGGCACGGCAACGGGCGAGGUGUUGGUCAGCGUCAAAGAGGAGCAACACGAGCGCGACCAAGAGCAGGUACAGGGACAAGAACAGGACGAGUUGCAGGAAGAGUCGCCCAAGAAGCAGAAGAAGAGGACGAGGUUGAAUCCGGAACAGGGGGCCUUGUUGAAAAAGGUCUGGAGGGAGACUUGUUUCCCGAGUACGGAGCGGCGGUCUUGGUUGGCCGAGCAGACUGGGUUGUCUGUGCGCCAAGUUCAGGUCUGGUUUCAGAACCAACGCCAGAAGCAACGAAACGAAGAGUACGAAGCGAGCAAAUCGUUCUCGGCCGACGUGCCCCAUCCGCUGUCCGGUCCUCGAGUGGCCUUCGACGCCCCUAUCGCCCCGAGAGACUUGCCGGAAAAGGUCUACCAUGCUCAAGGGUGGAGCAGUAUUGGGCCUGAUCCGGGACCCAAGAGGGGCAGUGGGGAUCGACCGGGGACGGGUUCUUCCAGCAGACCGAUGACGGGGGAAGAUAGGGGUCAUACUUCCGAAGGUCGGACGGGUUCGAGGUCGGGAUCCGGGUCACGACCCGCCUCAGGGGAAGGAGAGGAGAAAGAGUCAUCGAAGAGUCGCAAACAAAGAGGAACAGAGGAGAUGGCCUCUGGAGCGACAUUGCCUCUCCCAGCGGGUGCUCCACCGCCCAUGCGACGGACGAUUUGGGACCAGCCUCCGCCAUACUCGGCUGCCCACCCGAUCGAACAUCAACAACACCAUCGGGCGCUCAAGCGAUCACGAGAGCCAGAUCACGUCGAUCCCCUCGAUCGAGAUCGACCAGUCAAGGUGUACCGUCCGACGGGUCACUCGUCGGAAUCGUCCCCUUCGAGAGAAGGACAGACGCCGCUCGUCGACCGGUUCCCGAGGUUGCCCUCCAUCAGGGAGCUCGGGCUGAGUGCGGAUCGAGACAUGGCAAUGGGCAUGAGGAUAGAAGGUCAAGGGAUUUACGAGAGGGGAUUGCCUGUGAUCCCGGGGAUGAUGGGGAUGAUGAGCGGUCCAGGACGGCUUUGA